Aspergillus terreus NIH2624 is the source of this 1200-nucleotide messenger RNA. Its product is annotated as hydroxymethylglutaryl-CoA reductase. NCBI's taxonomy places the organism in Eukaryota, Fungi, Ascomycota, Eurotiomycetes, Eurotiales, Aspergillaceae. The record is from RefSeq and is a predicted model, not a curated record. The coding region runs from base 1 to 1200 and encodes 399 amino acids. Gene Ontology annotation, biological process: coenzyme A metabolic process; isoprenoid biosynthetic process. The transcript has a single exon. Gene Ontology annotation, molecular function: hydroxymethylglutaryl-CoA reductase (NADPH) activity; protein binding.
AUGGCUGAUACCAACCCGCGCGUCCAGACCUCCACAGACCACCUCGCUCGAGCUACUAGGUCCAAGUACGGCCAUGUCCUCGAUGACAUCACGCAUAUAACCAGCCACAACACUAACCAUGCGGACGUAAAGAUUGAGAACUUCAUCGGAUAUUCGACCGUGCCCAUGGGUCUUGCCGGUCCACUGCGAAUCCACGGCAUAGACGGAUACAAUAACGAUACAUACGCACCCAUGGCUACCACCGAAGCUGCCUUAAUAGCCAGCUGUUGCCGCGGAUGUAAGGCAAUUAAUCAGAGCGGCGGCGUAAAGUUCCACGUCUUCGACGAUGGCAUGUCCCGGGCCCCGGUAUUCCGAUUCCCUGGCCCAGAUGAUGGGAUUGCUUUCGUUCAGCGACUGCCCGAGCUGCAGCCCGCGAUUAUCGAGCAGGCAGAGUCCACCAGCCGUCACGCGCGCGUGAAGAAAUUAACACCGCAUGUCAUGGGGUCGGAGGUACACCUCCAUUUCGACUACACCUGCGGCGACGCCGCGGGCCAAAAUAUGGUGACCAUCGCUACUCAGUGGGUAUGCGAGUGGCUGAUGGAGCCAGCCCGGCGCAGGGAGCUCAGGAUCCUGGAUUAUCAGGUCGAAGGGAACAUGAGCUCGGACAAAAAGCCAUCCUCGGGAAAUGUGACGACCCCUCGCGGCGUCCGAGUAAUGGCGUGGGCGUCGAUAUCCGAGACAGCCUGUUGCGAUGUCUUCGGCUGCCCGGCAGAGUCUCUCUACGUCGCAUACAGACGAAUGGAGGCUGCUACUAUCCGGAACGGUCUGCAUGGAAGUAACGUCAAUACGGCCAAUGUGCUCGCCGCUAUUUUUAUUGCGGCUGGACAGGACGCCGGCAGUGUAGCGGAAGCCUCCUGGAGCCAUACAGCGCUGGAGUAUGACCGUCCGAAUCAGUGUCUGAAGGCCUCUGUUUACUUUCCAUCGCUCCCAGUUGGCGUGGUCGGAGGAGGCACAUCAUAUCCAACCCAGCAAGAGGCACUCCGGAUCAUGAAGUGUACGGGAUCCGGAGGAAAGCGUCGCCUGGCUGGUAUCAUUGCUUCCUUUGCCCUGGCGCUCGAUAUGAGUACACUUGCUGCCAUUGGGAGCAACACCUUCUCACAGGCGCAUCAGCUCUUGGCACGUCGGCCUCCGGUGGACAGAUAUGCUGGAGUCAAGUUGUAG